GGGGGGGUGGCGUCGGUGGGGGGGCGGCCCAAGUGGCCCGAGGACCCCCCCCAUGGAAAACCAGCUAUGGCAUGACCACCUGGGGUGCUGCAGUCAAUACCAGGAAAGCCCUCAGGAUGCGGAGAACAUCCUGCUCCUGCUGCUGGGCCUCACCGUUCUCGUCAACAUCAGCAUCAACGUGGCAACCGUGAUGUGGCAUGGGCUCCAGAAUGCCUUAGACAAGAUGAUCUGCUGGAUUAAUCAGAAAAAUGACGCCCAGGCUAAUGAAUGUUCUGCCAAAGACCCCCCAGCCAAGGCCCAGGACGUCCACAUCCACUGCAUCCUGGACCCUGUACAGGUCAAGAUGACCCAACCCACACGCUGCUCCUCUUCCUCCUGCUACCAUCCCCGCAGCCGCCGCAGUCGCCAACGCCAACGCCGCCAACGGAGUCGCCCCUGCAGCCACCAGCAGAGGCCGCAGAACUACCGAUGGUUCCCCCCUGGCUGCUCACUCUUCCGUCACCAACAUCACAACCACAAGAAGUCACAGCCACAGCCAGUGCCCUUCUUUGACAGAGAGGACUGGGACUCCGACCUGGAGGAGGAGGAAGAUGACCUGUCCUUCCCCCAUCCCAAGUGCCCACGUGGGGGCUGGGCUGGGCGCUACCGGCAAAUGGCCCUGCCCUCCAAUAUGGGACUGUGGGGCCGCCAGGGUGGAAUCCUGGCCAGCCUGCCACCGCCUUCGCUCUACCUGUCACCUGAGCUGCGCCGCCUGCCCAAGCGUGUGGAGGCCAAGUCCGAGCUGAGGCUGCAGUCCUACGGGCCCCGUUACGCACACUCACAGUCCCACGUUUGGGGCAACCAGGAGGCUGAGCAGCGGGCCCCGUCUCCACCACCUUCCCGCCGGCUGCCCCCUAAUCCCUCCUGUGCUCCUGGAGGACACAGCCCUUAUCCCUCAGGGGGCCAGAUACUGUGUGACUCCUGGGAUCAGUGGCGGCACGGCGUGGAGGACGCCGAGCCCCCACCUGUCUUGGCAUCCCGAAACUACCGGCCGGAAGUUCAGGUCUACCGGGAAUACUACUCCCCACAGUCCCACCGGCGAAGCCUCCCUGGCCAUGCUCACAGCCAGCCCAACCGCAGUCCCCACCCAUCCAUGGGACACUUGGGUUACAGCUCCCGGGAUCCCCACGAACUACGACGCCGGCCCGCUGACUGGGCUGAGGCCCCGGCCACUCGGCACACUCUGACCACCUCCACCUCGCUCACGGUGCUGGGCGAGGCCUCCUGCCAAAGGGCACCGGCUCCCAGCUCCGCCCUGCUCCCACAUUCCUCCCAGCCCCUGCCGGAAGUCCAGGCUGCUGAUCCCGCCCCACCCCCGGCCCCGUUCAUUCCACUCAGCCGGAACCCAGGCGGCAAUGCCAGCUACCAGGUGUAUGACAGCCUGGAGCUGAAGCGGCAGGUGCAGGAGGGCAGGGCGCGCGCCAGCUCACUGCCUCCACCUUCCAGCUCGGCCUCCAGGCCCUCCCUGCACAGGAGCCGGACUGGGAAACUGAAAUGAGCGGCGGGCAAUGUGGGUGGGUGAGAAGAAUAAAGAGAAACAGAGUCCAGGAAGCGCGGUGGAGGUCUGUGACUCCGC
Messenger RNA from Tupaia belangeri chinensis (Chinese tree shrew), 1615 nucleotides. RefSeq names its product SPEM family member 2 (gene SPEM2). Lineage: Eukaryota; Metazoa; Chordata; Mammalia; Scandentia; Tupaiidae. Bases 53 to 1537 code for a protein of 494 amino acids. The record is from RefSeq and is a predicted model, not a curated record. The transcript has 3 exons.